Molecule: messenger RNA, 2650 nt
Organism: Aspergillus pseudotamarii
Lineage: Eukaryota; Fungi; Ascomycota; Eurotiomycetes; Eurotiales; Aspergillaceae
Gene: atfA
Product: bZIP transcription factor atfA
Exons: 3
Coding region: 424-1962 (512 amino acids)
Biological process (GO): regulation of transcription by RNA polymerase II
Molecular function (GO): RNA polymerase II cis-regulatory region sequence-specific DNA binding; DNA-binding transcription factor activity, RNA polymerase II-specific
Source: RefSeq, a predicted model, not a curated record
UUUACACUUUGGCGUGACAGGCGUCGAGUUCAAGGCCCAAAAACGCUUAGCUCACGACCACUCGACCGCCUCCCCUCUUUUUUCCUCCCCCUAAAAACUCCCUUGAGUCCGACUACGUCACAACUUCUCAUUUCCCUUCCCUUCACAGUUACUCUGGGAUUCUGUGCAGAAUAACGGACGGACAUCAACAAAUUGCCUUGAAUAAGUCUUCAAGAGCAUUGCCUGCGUUCUGAUCUAUAUUAUCUUAUUCUCCUUACUUAUUGUUGUGAAGAGUUACUCCGUCUUUUUGCCACCAGUCUUCACUCGAUUCUUUUUUUUUCUUUCCUUUUUUUUUUUUCUUUCUCUCUUCUUUCCGGCUUUAGGUUCUCUUGACUCGCGCGGCUCCUUCGCUUGUCUAAUAUAACCGUGACCUCCAGCUGAACUAUGUCUGCAGCUGUUGCAUCAACAGUUACAGACACCUUAACCCAUCGCGCUGAUACAAUUAAUACAUCCCCAAUGGACGCGAAAAAGAACGCCUUGGAAACUGAAGACUCCCAGGCGCCGUCUUCAGAGAUCAAGAAUAUAAAGUCCGACGUAGAUCCCCAGACCUCACUGGCGCCUCCUCCGCGGCCGGCUAUAACAUCAGCUGCGGAUACCCCAGAUUACUUUAACUCUGUGCAUAAUCCCUUUUCAUUGGAACCGAAUCCCUUUGAGCAAUCCUUUGGUGGUGGCACUAGUGGUGGCUCCUCUGGCGAGACACCCGGGAAGUCGAUCCUUCCUCCAGUCGCUUCGCUCACGUCUCCUGCCCUACCUGGUACUAGCUCGGCCGGAGGCGGUUAUAGCUGGUCCAACUCGUUGCGCUCUGGGCCCUUGAGCCCGGCCAUGCUCGCUGGUCCGACUGGCUCAAGCGAUUAUUUCGACAGCAUUGGCAGAGGCUUCCCUACCCCGAACGAGUCCUCUCUGCGCACCGGGUUGACUCCUGGUGGUGGAGGUUCCAUGUUCCCGGCACCUAGCCCGAACUCGCAGGCGCUCCUGCAGCAACUGCAAAGUGGGGGUGCAACUCCCUCAACUAUUGAGUUUCAUCGUACAGCGUUGAACGCUGCCAAGAAAAACGCUCUCAAUGGCCCAACUUCUAACCCGACAUCUGAUCCUGAACAAGCAGCACAGAACACGAACAUGGAUAUCAAACCCAACCAGCCGGAUCCUUUCGGCCAUCAUGAUGCUGCCGAUGCCGCGAAUGGGCUGUUUAUGCUAGCCAAGGGCGGACAAGCAAACCCUAAUCAAUUUGCUGUUUCCAACCAGACGUCAAUACCACCACAGAACAUUCAAAACAACGAUCAAGCUCGCGAUUCUGACCGGCGAACUUCUAACGGUGGCAGAGAGACAAGUGGCGACGUAUCUGACGUGCAAGGUGAACAGGCAAAGCCUGCCACGAAAGGAAAGAAAAAGAAUAUUGCUACUAAGACCGGCGGGGCAGCGAACAAUCGGCGUAAAGCAGAUGAUGCUCCAGCUAAAGGGUCAAACAAGAAAGCCAAGCUCAGCUCUGGUAGCACCGAGCCUCCUUCUGAUGCCGGUGAUUCAGAAGAAGAGGAAGAGCAGAAGAAGAAGUCACAGACGGACAGCAAGAAGAUGACGGAUGAAGAGAAGAGGAAGAAUUUCCUCGAGAGAAAUCGGGUCGCUGCACUGAAAUGUCGCCAGAGGAAGAAACAGUGGCUUGCCAACUUGCAAGCGAAAGUUGAGCUCUUCACUUCAGAAAAUGAUGCGCUUACUGCUACCGUCACUCAGUUGCGUGAAGAGAUCGUCAACCUCAAAACACUCCUGCUAGCACAUAAGGACUGCCCGGUUUCCCAGGCCCAAGGUCUCGGGCCCUUGAUGAUGAACGGCAUGUCGGCAGGAUUUGACCCUCAUCCGUACAACAUCCCUAACAACAUGGGAAUGCAACCAGGCGCACCUAUCCCUGCACAGGGAAUCCGAAGACAAUGAUUUUAAUCUCUAGACUGCGAUCUUAAUAUCCUCCGAUCUUAGUCUAAUCGCGUUGCUACGACUUACAACGUUUCUUUGCUUUGCACCACUGGAUGCAGGGCCAUUUCUGUCUAGAGCCCAGACCAUUCCCAUGGGUUCAUAUCACGUUUCAGUUUCAUUUGGCUCCCGUUCUUAACGUGGGCCUCUGGGCAUGGGUAGGUGUUAAUGAUGUAUACGAAUUCAAAAAUUGGACUGGCUGAAUCUGAUGGUGCGAUACGGGAUUUUAUUGAAUCUCUGGAGGGUGCAAACUUGGCGCAAAAGCUUCUUUUGGCUGUGUUACUCUAUUAUUUCCUUGUCUUUCUUCCUUAUUCCUUUACACUUCUCCCCUGUCUUUUUCUACACUACAUCUUGAAACCCGAGUCCAUGAGUUGAGGGGCUGGGGUUUGUGUGUUGCUUAUUUGCGUCUUCUGGGUCUCUUUUGCCUCCCUUGAUCUUGGGACCUCAAUUCGGCUGUCUGAUAUUCGAAAGACACGGGAUCAUGUGUCUUUCCCCUUCUUCUUUCCUUUCUCGAGAUACAGCGUUAAUUGGGCGGCGUUCUGGGGGCUGUUUGCUUUUCCCGUUCAGUGUUGCGACAGCGACUAGCAUGUCAGAUGGUCCUAGUUUUGACAAUUCAAACAUGCUGAGAUUGAAUCAAUUCAAUCUUUAAUGA